AUGCGGGUGAAACCGGGGACCCUGAACACUCGGCCACAGUCUUCUUCCUUCGUUUUUGGAGAGAAACCCACACUAGUCACCCCUCCCGUUGGGUUGCACUACCAUGGGAGAUGGAAGUGCAUUGGUGGUCGGGGAAGAGGAUGCAUCGCCAUCACCGCUACUGUCCUCUUUCACUCCCAACCUCACGAAAAGUUUGUGGUGUUAGUCUCGGAUGAAGAGAUCCAGGAAAUCUUCACUGAAGCUGUGAGGUUGAUGGACUCAGUAACAACCAGGGCAGCACCACAGGUCUAUCAAGUCAAGGAUUACCGAGGUUGUGAACAUUCCCACGUGAUAUGCGUGGGGGUUGAAGACUCAUGGAUGGUUGAGGGGAUCUCCCGAGCUGUCCAGACACUCUUCAUUGUCGACGGUGGAACUUCUGCUGCAGCACGGAGCCGAAUGGGCCUCUGGAUGGAGAUGGAACGAAGAGGCCUCCUCCUUCAUCGUCCUCUACCAUCUACCAAUGCCCUUGCAUCCCUCUCGGAUAACGACUGGAAGGCAUUGGAUCAAAUAAGCCAAUUUCUAAUGAUUCCUAAGGAAGGAGGAAUGGAUGAAGAUGGAAUGAGAGAGAAUUCACCUCCAAAAGGGGCGACAAGGAUUUUUGCCAUGGGGAGUGUUGAAGACGGGCGAGUGGGGAUAUGGGAAGUCUACAGGAAAACGCUUUGGGUCCAGGACGCUCAUUCAGCAAGGGAUACAUUCCUCGCCCACUCCGGCAUGCUUAUCCACGGGACAGGGGGGGAAGUACAGAUUCUUCAUCUUGAGGGGAAGGAUUGGCGUGAGGCCCCUCACGGAUGGGAUUACAAACUCCCCAUACCCCAGCCUUUUUUCGUGGAAGGGACGAUGGGGGUGGGGAUGUGGGACUCUUUCUUUCUUGCGGGAGGGAAGAGAAAUCCCCGUUCAGGACUCCGACUGGCUCUUCACAGUAACCAAUGGGUGGAGCUCCCGAAUAUGAUGACGGGGAGGUGGGAAGCAUCUACGGUGAUGUUGGACCCCCACACAAUCCUCGUCUUGGGAGGGAUGGACCUCGAAAAGGGCAUAACACACUCCAGUUGCGAGUUUUUGGACUUGAGAACGGAGCAAUGGUCUCCCUUUCCCCUAAACAUCCCCAUUCCCGUCUCUAAUCAUGCAACGACCCUCUACGGUGAUCAUGUAUACAUCUCGGGGGGAAUUGAUGGGAGGGAAUCUAGGGGGACGGUGUGGAGGUGUAGGGUGAGUGGGGAAGGUCCCGUCGACACUCUUUCCUCUUUACAGUUCAGCAGACAUGAUCAUGGGAUGAUGGGAGACGGCGUAGGGGGACUAAAAGUCAUCGGCGGGAGACAUGUAAGGGUGGGGGAAGAGAUCGUGGAUGUCCUCUUAACAGAGACGCUGACCCUGGAUGGAAGAAGAGAAUGGAAGCACAAACCCAAACUUCCCUUCGUUAGUUUGUGGAAGGCGAGUUUAAUGAACUUGAUCAGUUGA
Darwinula stevensoni is the source of this 1494-nucleotide messenger RNA. NCBI's taxonomy places the organism in Eukaryota, Metazoa, Arthropoda, Ostracoda, Podocopida, Darwinulidae. The record is from the annotation of a GenBank genome assembly.